AUGGUUCGAUUAGGAGAAUACAACCUUAGCGCAUCGCACAAUGAUGUUGUUCAACAUAUUAAAAUUAUUCGAUCGGAACGUCAUGCUAUGAAUGAUAUUGCAAUUUUAUUUCUUGAACGAGAUGUGGGAAUUUCUCCACAUAUACGUCCCGUUUGUUUGCCGAUAAGUGAACCAAUCCGAAGUCGUUCAUUUGUAGAGUACAAUCCAUUUAUCUUUGGAUGGGAUCUUUUGCGAAAGGAUCGAAAAUUUUCAAACAUUCCAUUCGAACAACAAAUUACUGUUUUGGACAAUAAAUCGUGCAAAGAACGAUAUCAACAACUAGGAAAAUUGGUAUCAGCAAAUCAAUUCGAUCAAAGUGUGGUUUGUGCAGGGCAUUUGGAUAAAUUUGAUGGUUGCAUAAGUGAAUUUGGCAGUCCGAUGCUUCAACCGAUCCGCAAUGGUGAACUUGAUUUCCGUUAUUAUCAAACGGGCAUUGCCGCGUAUGGAAUUGAGUGUGAAAGAACCGACGGGCCUGCUGUUUUUACCAGUGUUCAGUAUCAUAUAGAUUGGAUUCAAGAGAAAAUAAAUUCAUAG
Messenger RNA from Contarinia nasturtii (swede midge), 573 nucleotides. RefSeq names its product venom protease-like. The coding region runs from base 1 to 573 and encodes 190 amino acids. The transcript has 2 exons. The record is from RefSeq and is a predicted model, not a curated record. NCBI's taxonomy places the organism in Eukaryota, Metazoa, Arthropoda, Insecta, Diptera, Cecidomyiidae. Gene Ontology annotation, biological process: proteolysis. Gene Ontology annotation, molecular function: serine-type endopeptidase activity.